AUGGAAUGCAAGAGUUGGAUUCAUGUGGCAGCUGACGAAAGAAAUGCUUAUGAUACUUCAAGAAAGAGAGGCUUUGAUGAAUUAUGCAAUCAAUCUAUUAAAAGGAAAUUCAGUAAGCCAAAAGUUGAUCAAGAGAAACAAUUAAAAUCCUCAAAUACAACCGUUGAUUCUGUUUCUUUAAUUGAUUUUUUCACACAUGAUCAAAUAAUACAACAUAUUAAUAGUCUCAGAAAGGAACCUCUUCAGAUUACAAUGGAAGAUGAAACGAGAAUUGAUGCAAACACAUGCCAAUUAUGUGAAAGCAAAAAUCUUUACUUUGCACCUGUACCUAUUUUUUGUAUAUGUUGUGGCCACUCCAUCGGCAGGAGAAAAACAUAUUUCUGUAGAAAAGAUGAGGAAUUUGAUGCAGAGCGUUGCUUUUGCUCCUUUUGUUAUAAUACAUCUAAAGGCGAGUGCAUCACAUUCAACAUGACAUUUGUUUUUAAGACAAAUCUUAAAAAACAGACAAAUGAUGAUAUACUUGAAGAACCGUGGGUUGAAUGCAAUAAAUGCAAAAGAUGGCAGCAUCAAGUAUGUGCACUCUACAACAACAAAAAAGAUCUGGAUAGUAGUGCUAAUUAUAUAUGUGCUAUAUGCCGCUUAAAAGAAAUUGAAAAUGGAGUGCAUGUUCCCUUACAAGAGGCUAUUGUUUAUGGUGCUAAGGACUUACCAAGUACCAUGCUUAGUGACCACUUAGAGAAAAGACUUUUUAAGCGUCUCAUGGAAGUGAGAGUAGAUGGAGAAAAAGUUGAAGGAAAUGGAAGUCUUGAUAAGGUUUUAGCAACAGAAAGCAUUUCUAUUAGAGAAGUGUUAUCUUUCAACAAACAAUUGAAAGUGGAGAAGUCGUUUCUUGACAUCAUACCAGAAAAGAAUUAUCCGACUGAAUUCUCGUAUAGAUCAAGAGUAAUAUUUCUGUUUCAGAAGAUUAAUGGAGCAGAUAUAUGCAUUUUUGGACUAUACGUCCAGGAGUAUGGCUCUAAAUGUGGCAAUCCGAAUCAGCAUUGUGUGUACAUUUCAUAUCUUGAUUCUGUCAAGUAUUUUAGGCCCGAAAGAGUGAUUGUGGAAGGAGGAGCACUUCGGACCUUCAUUUACCAUGAGAUAUUGAUUGGAUAUCUUGAUAAUUGUAAGAAAAGGGGUUUUUCAACUUGCUACAUAUGGUCAUGUCCUCCUUCAAAAGGAAAUGAUUAUAUAUUAUAUCGUCAUCCUAAAGAGCAAAAGACUCCAAGCAAUUAUAAGUUACGCUCUUGGUAUCUUUCAAUGCUAAAAAAGGCUACUGAAGAAAAAAUUGUUGUCAGUUUAACUAAUAUAUAUGAUCAUUUCUUUGUUCCUACUGAAAAGGGAGGCUCCAAAGUAACAAUUUCUCGUUUGCCAUACUUUGAUGGAGAUUUUUGGUGUGGUUCUGCUAUGGAAAAAGCGAGGACUAUUGAAAAAGAGAGUGGAGGAGACUAUGAAAAUAUGUUGAAAAAAGAAGUGUCAACAAGAGUUUUGAAGACUAUGGGACAUGUUAAUCCUUCGAAAGAUGCUGCUAAAGACAUUCUAGUGAUGCAAAAACUAGGGCAAGAUAUAUUACACACCAGAAAAAAUUUCAUUAUAGCUCAUUUACAAAAUUCAUGCACGCACUGCUUUGAAGUGAUAAUGUCUGGGAAACGGUGGUUUUGCACUAAAUGCAAGAACUUUCAGGAGUGUGAAAGAUGUCAUAGUUCAAAUGAACACACCUUAAAGAACGGCGAAGUGCAUCGACUUUGUGAGGCCGUUGUUGAUGUUAUCCCUUCCAACACUAAGCAUGAUGAUACUAUCAAUGAGAAUGAAGUAUUUAAAGAUAGAAACAACUUUUUGAGCUUCUGCCAGAAGUAUCAGCUUCAGUUUGACACACUCCGACAUGCCAAGUAUUCCUCAAUGAUGAUCCUCUACUAUCUAAGCAAUCCUAGUCCUAUGUUGACUCAAAAUGAACACAAAUCAACUCAAAUUGAAGACAAGCUAGCUGAAAAUAAUUCAACACCACAAUCUGUGUAUCAAGAGUCUAAUGGGAAAAUGGUAUGA
This is a messenger RNA of Vicia villosa (hairy vetch), 2079 nucleotides long. Its product is annotated as histone acetyltransferase HAC12-like. Gene Ontology annotation, molecular function: chromatin DNA binding; histone acetyltransferase activity; transcription coactivator activity. The record is from RefSeq and is a predicted model, not a curated record. The coding region runs from base 1 to 2079 and encodes 692 amino acids. NCBI's taxonomy places the organism in Eukaryota, Viridiplantae, Streptophyta, Magnoliopsida, Fabales, Fabaceae. The transcript has 11 exons. Gene Ontology annotation, cellular component: histone acetyltransferase complex; transcription regulator complex. Gene Ontology annotation, biological process: positive regulation of transcription by RNA polymerase II.